ACGAGUGUUGCAAAAACAGGGCACGCAGGGUCAGGUCAGGAUGCGGUGGGCUCAAUGUCACAGAGUUUUUUCAGCGAGCAGAUAGACGAGAGUAAACGUUAAAGUCUGGAUGUCUUCAGAUUUGAAGCAACUGCUGGAUAAUCUGCAGUGAGCCUCUCAUAAAGGUCAUCCACCAUGUCCACCCAGAUUUGCAGAGUGGUGGAGCGACUGCUCCGCUCUGCUUGCUGCCAUACUGUCAGAGGUCAAUCUUGUUUGAGCAAGGCGGUGUUGACCCCUGUGGGUCCCUCUGGCCUCUGUGCCUCUGGUGUGUCUGUGCUUCAAAGGAGGGCCUACAGUCUGGACUCCCUGUCUUUGGGUCCCGGUCGGCCCUCACUUGGUCCAAACUCUCAACAGCCCCGUUCAGAAAGGACGUCCCCCUCUUCUGCACUCACACACAGGAACCUGUCUGCUGUAGCUGUACAGGGCCAGUGUCGUCCUCUGUGCCAGUAUGAUUUCUUGGACCUUGGGGAGGUAGAGGAGAAUGUACGACGGGCUCAGGCCUGCAAAAAAAUCAGACACUUCAUAGUGGACCCGGACCUGGCUAAUCUGGUAGCACAGCAUCUAGGACCUGAUCUACAAGAUGCUAAAACUGUUAUCUUUGAAUGUAAUCCAGGUCCUGGGGUAUUGACUAGGACUCUGUUAAAUGCUGGAGCUCAGAGAGUUGUUGCUCUUGAAGGUGAUAGGUCUUUUCUACAUGACCUGCAGCAACGGUUAUCUCUCCAUCAGAAACUGGUGGCGCGUCCUGGUGAAAUGAUGUACUACAGAGCCUUUGGCGUCCUCUGGCAGAUGGCCUGUGAGAUUGAGCUACUGCACAAGGCGCCGUGGGAGUCAUUUGUGGUGUCAUCAAAGCAAGGCGUACCUAGCUCUAAAGGCAAGCUUCCAAAUGAUCACCUGUGCCUGGUGCGUCUGCGCCCACGGGCAGAUCUGUUCUCUGCAGGACUGACUCCCUCCAACGCAUCAACUCUACUGAUGAUGAUCAAACAGUGUCUGGCAAAGAGGAAGGUCAAGCUCAUUGACAGGCUCAAUCUCUGGUCACCAGACAGUGGCAGUAAACUGUUAUCAGAGAUGGGCAUGUCGGAGGACAUACUGACAGGCCACGUUUUUCCAGAGGAGUAUCUUAGACUGUUCCAGCUGAUGGACAAGAGCCAGGAAUUCACACAGAGCUGGCUUUAUGAAGAAAUCUUGGAGAACACACAGAGGGAGGGUUGGGGCUAAAACCUAGACAAACAGACCAUAUAUGUAUAGAUUUACAGUGUGCAUACAAACACGUGUGAUAUACUGAUGAUGUAAUAUAGAUGAUGAUGAUGAUGAUGAUAAUAUAAUAUGUGGCAGAA
Messenger RNA from Neolamprologus brichardi, 1373 nucleotides. The record is from RefSeq and is a predicted model, not a curated record. NCBI's taxonomy places the organism in Eukaryota, Metazoa, Chordata, Actinopteri, Cichliformes, Cichlidae.